Messenger RNA from Miscanthus lutarioriparius, 816 nucleotides. The record is from the annotation of a GenBank genome assembly. NCBI's taxonomy places the organism in Eukaryota, Viridiplantae, Streptophyta, Magnoliopsida, Poales, Poaceae.
AUGAGGCAGAAGCAGAGGGGGGGGAGAGAAACGGACCUGGUACCGCUUCUGGAGCAUGUGGUUGUUGUACUGUUUGUCGGGCCUGAGCUCCUACACGAGCUGCGGGUUCUGGAGGAAGGCGAUGAGCGGGGCGGCGGCCUCCUCGAGCGACCUGAGCCUGGAGACGACCUCGGCGCGGCGCUUGACCAUGUCCUCGGGGACGUCGUCGGUGCCGUGGAGGGACUUGUGGAUGUCCAUGGCAUAGUCGACCAUGUUGGUGCCGCUGAGGAGGCGGAUCUUGGCCUCCAGGAACUCAGGCUCCGAGUAGAGCUGCCGCUCCUGGAGGAACUCCAGCAGCGGGAACACCAGGUGCCGGUCCAGCUGCGCUGCCAUCAGCGCCGUGAGGUCGUGCUCCGCCAAGGCUGGUGCUCCGAGCUCUCUCCCAGCUGCCUCCCGGAGGCGGCUAGGGUUAGGGUUCCUUUCGGCUUGGAGGAGGGCAGCUCACGAACCUGCGAGGACGAUGACAAGAAGGAACAGGAGCGCCGACCGGAGCGGGGCGAGAUGGAGCCGGAGGAGACGGAGUGGGACGGCGAGUGGGAGGAAGAGCCCGAGGAGGAGCGAGGCAGCGCUGAGCGGCCAGCCGAGGCUUCGCCAUCGUCCCCGGUGGCGGCGGCGGCGGCGGGCGAGGGCGUCCAGCGACCACUGUGGUGUUGGGCUAGGGUUUUGAGCGGGUUGGGGGAGGAAGAGAUUGGGAGUCUAUGGUUCCUCCAGACUCCGAUUAUUCAACCCACCCGUGUCGAUGUGGAAAGAGCCCAUGUCCAUGUCACAUGUAAAUAA